Molecule: messenger RNA, 2007 nt
Organism: Protopterus annectens (West African lungfish)
Lineage: Eukaryota; Metazoa; Chordata; Ceratodontiformes; Protopteridae
Product: zinc finger CCHC domain-containing protein 14-like
Exons: 4
Coding region: 1-1629 (542 amino acids)
Molecular function (GO): nucleic acid binding; zinc ion binding
Source: RefSeq, a predicted model, not a curated record
AUGUUUGCUGGCAACAGACAUAUCCAAAGGCCAAGAGCUGAAAUUGACAAUACAGACAGUUUGAUAUCCAGAGAGGUUUAUCAUGGGUUGAGAGUUGAUGUAGAACAUCAAUCCCUCCAGGUUUCCAGAGAAUAUAGUUCUUCAUCGGAAUAUUCCAGUACACCAUCUAGCCCUAUGGGACUUCAUGCCAGGGAAGAGAGCUCUGACAGCGCAGAAGAAAAUGACAGACGUGCAGAGAUACACAAGGAAUUUUCAGAGAAGGAAAAGACAGCAGUGCUGUUGAAUCACUACACAACAUCAGUAAGGCCUACAGCUCAAGUUCUGCCAGUACAGAAUGACACAGCAUCAACCUGUGCUAGCCAUAACUCUAUGCCUGUGCAAGGAGCAGCAGCUUCUUCCAACAUUGCUCCAUCUCGAUUGUUAAACUCCAUGCAACGAUCAGAAAAAGGAAAUGCAGAAAUAAAACUGCCAACUGGGAGCUGUACAUUUAUACACUCUUCUGGAUCUUUAGAAGAAAAGAAUAAAACUUCAUUUACUUCAAUAGGUUCCAGGAACAACUUUAAAGCAGAAAAAGGGAAACUGACGGUGGAUGCCAUGCCACCUUCAUAUCAGCCUUUGUCAGUUUUUUCCAGUAUUCAUGAAAGUAAUGUAUGUCCAACUAGUGCUGUUAAAGGUGGAUAUGCUUCUACCCUGGAAAGGUUUAAAACAGCUGCACAGCCAUCAAUGGCUGUUGAGUCUGGUAGUGUCACAACUGUGACAUCAAAUUCUGCCUUCCAUAUGUCACCUUCACCUUUCAAAAUUACCGUCUCAUCUUCAGUUUCUAAUUCUUCUAUUACAGGACAUCGUACUUAUUCCAGCACUACACAUGCAAGUGCCCCUCCUCCAGUAAUAGCUGCUAGGGGUACCCCUUACCUAACCAGUGCCAAAGUUACCUUGCCAGCAGUAAGUAGUAUGCCAAUGCACUCAAUUCCAGGAACGUUUUGUUCCAACAGUGGCAAUAACCCUUCAAGUUGUCAUCCAUCAUCAUUUUCAAACCCACCUACCAUGCAUAUAUGCCCUAUUCCUAGUUCAAGCCCAGCUCUUUCAUCUGUUACUGACAACACCUGCUAUAACAGCAGUAGCAGUGCAGUCACAGUACAGAAUCAGAAUCAUCAGCCUGGAUGUGGAGUGUGCAGUUCUUGUGGAUGUAGUGGAAGCUGUGGCUCCAGCCCCACACCUUUAAACUAUGCUACUUACUUGCAUAGUCACUUUUCGGUACCUUCAGUAUUGCAGAUCCCACUUUUACCCUUCCCCCCAUUGUGCAACAGUGGUUAUAUUAAUAGCAGCCCUGCUUUUCCUGUUGUACAUCCAUCUUACAAUAAUGGUUUACCUUCAGAAUCUGUACUCAGUGGACAGUCUGGCUUCAUAAUGCCUCAAGUGCAGACUUUCUUAGGAGGAACAACAGGGGGAUACCAGGUAACAGGAUUGAUGGGAAAUGCCCUUGGUUCAAGCCAUAAAAGGAAUGGAAACAUUUCCUGUUACAACUGUGGAGCUGUAGGUCAUCGAGCUCUGGACUGUAAGAUGCCACCAGCAGAUUCUGGUCAACAAGGAAAUACACUUGCAUACCAUACAAAACCUGAAGUUAGGUGACCAUUUUUGAUCAUAGGAGUGGGAUGAAAAUCCUAGUUUGAGCCAUUUUGUUUCAGAAUUGAACCUGGCUGGAUUCAUCUUCCCUGUGCUUGUAACUUUAUAAGUAUUAUAAAGGGAGUUAUUUGUAAAUACUGAGAGAUACAACUUGAAAUUUAAAUAUCUGAUGUUUGUGUUUGAUUUUUUUAUGUUUUAUUACAGUUUCUUAAGUAAACAUUUUUAAAAGUUACAUUUGUAAUAGCACAUUUAUUGUAGAAAGUUACUACAACAGAAAAUACAUAAUAAAGGCUUCUAAAUGUUCACCUGUUUAUGACCCAAGUACAGCAAUGGAGUUAAGCAGCAGGUCUGUGAAUAUUUAUAGUAUUAAAAAAAUUUAAUAAG